Molecule: messenger RNA, 1923 nt
Organism: Miniopterus natalensis
Lineage: Eukaryota; Metazoa; Chordata; Mammalia; Chiroptera; Miniopteridae
Source: RefSeq, a predicted model, not a curated record
UAGUUACUUUUAUUUCUAUUAAUUUAUUUUUUAUCUUCAAGGCUAUCUCCCUUCUACUGUAUUAAGCAAAAUUUAGCAAAAUGCAUGUUGACUUUAAAAUGUUUUUUGCACAGUUUAGAAUUAUUUCCUCAAAUUUAUUAAAUUAGGCAGGCUGAUAAUGUUAUUCAGAGUCUCUAUAUUCUAUUUAUUUUUAUAUGGACCUUAAAUACAUAAAAUGUUUGAAGUAUUAUACAACUGUAAAUUUUUUUCAAGAGUUGUGUUUGUUAUUUUGCAGUCCUAACUGGUCCUAGAAAUGCCCAGGUACCCCAAAUAAACUUAGUUAAAAUGGAUAAUAGGACACAAAGUUGUCCACGCAAUGCACUGUAGCAAGGCUUUUCUUAGGUCACAUAACGAUAAUCGGGGAAAAUGUUCCAAAGGCAGAGAGAUGACUAUUUUAGUUCUCUCUUUUGAGGAGAGAACUUCUCUCCAGCCUUGUCCCUACUCUGUUAAUGUUCCUAUUUUUACUUAUUGGUCUUCACUUCUAGACUCCGUGGCAUAAGCAAUUUUAAUUCCUUGGUUCUGCGAAUGUCUUCUGAAGAGGAACUCACAUUAUCAUCCGUGUGGCAGCAAAUUGGUUACUGUGCACCAGCUGCUGCCUGCUGCAGGGAUGCUGACAGCGCCAAGGUCUACUACCUCUAUUUAUUUUUGUAAAUGGAGUGACAUUUUCAGAUCGUCUGGCUUUGAAUAAAAUAAGCAGCUUCCGGGCAUUGACAUUAUGGCUUCUAGUGACUUGGUAAUGGGGACUCUCUUCCUCUUCCAGACUGGAGUUGGGCUCCUAGGAAAUUCCUCACUCCUUUAUUUUUAUAUAUUGACUUCACUCACUAAACAUACUAGACCCAUAGAUCUAAUACUCAGCCAGUUGGCCUUAGCCAACUCCGUGGUCCUUUUCUCUAAGGGAACCCCCCAGAUACUGGUUGCUUUUCGUUUUGCAUAUCGCCUGGGAGAAGCUGAGUGUAAGGUUAGCCUUUAUGCUCACAGAGUGGCCCGGGGUGUUUCUCUCUGCUCCACCUGCUUCCUGAGUGCCUUCCAGGCCAUCACCAUCUGCUCUGGUGGUUCCACGUGGGCAGAACUCAAGUGGAAAGCUCCUAAAUUUGUCCAGCCCUCCUGUUCCCUCUGUUGGGUUCUUCAUCUCCUGAUAGCUAUUAUUGUGCCACUGAAAACGAUUAAUGCAGGGCAUACUAUAAACAUUACCAGCAAGAACUUUGGAUUGUGCUCUCAAACAGAGCCUGAGUCAUCUGCGACCCCGUUCUAUGCAUUCCUGUUUUUCUUCCUUGAUAUUUUGUUUUUGGGACUCACGGGUUGGGCCAGUGGUUCCAUAGUGAUCUUCUUGCAAAGACACAAGCAGAGAGUCCAAUACAUUCACCACACCAGGCUCUCUCCGAGAGUAUCCCCGGAGACCACAGCCACUCACACUAUCCUGCUUCUGGUGACCUCAUCUGUUUCCUUCUAUUCUGUCUCCUCCAUCUUAUCACUUUACGUGACUUGCUUUGUCAACCCAAGCCUGCGACUGGUGAACAUCACUACAUUCCUGGCUUCUUUUUUUCCAGCUUUCAGCCCCUUUGUGCUCAUCAGCUAUAACAGACAACUCUUCAGAACUUACUUUGUCGGUUGCAGUAAAAUGAAAAUCUUCAAAUAGCCCUUUUAUGAACAGCUCUCAUUCAUUCAACACAUUUUAAGCACUCAAUAUUCGAUGACUGGGGCGGGGUGUCUCCCUGUAGACUCAUCUGAAACUUAUCCUGGUGAUUUUUCAAUGUGAGAUUUCGUUCCUGUGACUUUAGUUUUCUAAACUCAUUUCUUAUUUUCUCUUUGAAUAUUGCCUUCCAAUGCAGCAAAUGAGGUUUCUUCUCCUGCAAAAACUGCACAACCCUCCUGGCCAGUGUGGCU